This is a messenger RNA of Rhineura floridana, 3528 nucleotides long. It is a transcript of the gene TES, whose product is annotated as testin LIM domain protein. The record is from RefSeq and is a predicted model, not a curated record. Gene Ontology annotation, molecular function: zinc ion binding. The transcript has 7 exons. Bases 443 to 1711 code for a protein of 422 amino acids. Lineage: Eukaryota; Metazoa; Chordata; Lepidosauria; Squamata; Rhineuridae.
UGGGCAAGUUGCGCUGGAUGACUGCGAGUCAGCGUGGUAGCCGGCCCUUAUUUACUGGGCAGAAGGUCGCCCGCCACCACCGCUUAACUGCUGCCCGCGGCGCGAGCUCGCUGAGCAAAGAUAUUCGGAGAGCGUUGCGAUUGGCUCUCAGACCCGCAAGCUGCGGAGCCCCGAUUGGCUGCAGGACUUCCUUUGUUUCUUUCCCCGCUGCCGCAGGAGAGCGGAAGUUUGACUCGACUCUGUUGCAGCUGGAGAUGCGAGGGGGUGAUCGCUCAGCUAGCAAGCAAGCAAAGUAAACCUCCCUAUGCUCAUUUCCUUUCUAACCACACCCGACUGUCAGUAGGGGUGGAGGAGAAGGAGGAAGAGAAAAAGAAAGAAAAUUGUUCUCUGGUUUUACGUUCCUCCCCGGAUCGCGUGUGCGUGUGCAUGGUGGGGAUCCAGUAUGGAUUUGGAAAGCAAAAUCAAGAAGAUGGGCUUAGGACAUGAAGAAGGAUCUGGAGCCCCAUGCUUGAAAUGCAAAGACAAAUGUGAAGGAUUUGAGCUACAUUUCUGGAGGAAAAUCUGUCGAAACUGCAAGUGUGGGCAGGAGGAGCAUGAUGUUCCCACUAGUAAUGAGGAUGACCGUAAAGUGGGGAAGCUCUUUGAGGAUACAAAAUAUACAACUCUUAUUGCGAAGCUGAAAUCAGAUGGGAUCCCUAUGUACAAGCGCAAUGUAAUGAUAUUAACUAAUCCUGUGGCAGCCAAGAAGAAUGUGUCCAUCAAUACUGUAACGUAUGAGUGGGCACCUCCUGUUCAGAAUCAAACCCUGGCAAGACACUAUAUGCAGAUGCUUCCAAAGGAAAAACAGCCCGUGGCUGGUUCGGAAGGGGCUCAGUACAGAAAGAAGCAAUUGGCAAAGCAGCUGCCUGCUCACGAUCAGGAUCCUUCCAAAUGCCACGAGCUGACUCCCAAUGAGGUGAAGCAGAUGGAGCAGUUUGUGAAGAAAUACAAGAACGAGGCACUGGGAGUAGGAGAUGUCAAGCUCCCAAGCGAAGUGGAAGGGAAAGCUGGUGAAAAGAAUGUCCCGGCUAAUGGGGAGCGAGGCACCUCGGCCACGGUAGGAGCUAUGGAAGACAAGCUGGCUGGUCAGAAGGGAUCCCAGUAUUUCUGUUUCUGCUGCAAACUGAGCAUGAAAGAAGGGGACCCGGCUGUCUAUGCUGAGCGGGCUGGCUAUGACAAACUCUGGCAUCCAGCUUGUUUUGUUUGCUGUACCUGUAGCGAGCUCCUCGUGGAUAUGAUCUACUUCUGGAAGAAUGGGAAACUCUACUGUGGCAGACAUUACUGUGACAGUGAGAAACCACGCUGUGCUGGCUGUGAUGAGCUUAUAUUCAGCAACGAGUACACCCAAGCAGAAGGUCAAAGCUGGCAUCUGAAACACUUCUGCUGCUUUGAUUGCGACUGUGUCUUGGCUGGAGAGAUCUAUGUCAUGGUAAACGAAAAGCCUGUCUGCAAACCGUGCUAUGUGAAGAAUCAUGCUGUGAUCUGCCAAGGUUGCCACAAUGCUAUCGACCCUGAAGUGCAACGUGUGAGUUACAACAACUUCAAUUGGCAUGCCACUACAGAGUGCUUUCUGUGCUCCUGUUGUAGCAAGUGUCUCAUUGGCCAGAAGUUUAUGCCGGUAGAAGGAAUGGUUUUCUGCUCGGUGGAAUGUAAGAAAAAGAUGAUGUCCUAAUGGGAAGGGGGCCUGGAUCAAGCCAAGAUUUGUUUCAUUUCAAAGUCCUCUGCAUUUCUACUGUAUUGGGGCAUUUUUCACAAAAUUGAACAUAUUAAAUAGCAAAUUCCAAAGAUUUUUGUUCUACAUUUUUAACUUGAUUGCUUGUGAUUAAGUACUUCCAGUACUUCUGUAAUCUUACUGCUUUUUGAUUACGUAUUGAAAAAACCUUUCUCAGAUGUAGGGCACCUAGCAUUCAUGAUAUAUGUCAAAGACUAUAUGUUCUUCAUCUUCUUUAUGCACAUUUUUAAACAAGUUAACUUUAUAAAAAGAAAAUAAUGCCUUUGACAUGUUGUAAUUGUUAUGCCUUAAACCAAGGGUGGGGAACCUGUGGCCCACCAGCUGCAGGUGGACCAUAACUCCCUUCAUUUCUAGCCACUGGCCAUACUGGCUGGGAAUGAUGAGAAUCAGAGUUCAACAGCAUCUGGAGGGCCACAUGUUCCUGAUCCUUGCCUUUAAAUGAAAGGCAAAACACUGAAUAGCAGCCCCACAUUAUAAUUCUGCUACUGGGCUCUACCAUUUUACACUGGCGGUACAAUUUGGUGUUUCCUUGUAUUUAAAAAUACCACAUACCAAUAUGGCACACACACACACACCCAAUAUGCUAAGCUAGAACCUCCUUCCUGACAUGCUACCUUCAUAUUGGGUGAAAUUUUAAAAGUAUGAAGUAGCAUUUAAACAUUUGAAUCCCUACCUCCAGUUUGAAGUAUCAAAAGUCCAGCCAUGGAUCAUUUACAUUGGCCUGCUGACUGUGUACAGCAGCACUCAGGCAUAAUUAAGCUGAUUUUAAAAAAAGCAUUCCUGAUUUCAUUGCAUGUUUUAAUCAAAAGUCCUAAAGGCUGGAAUUCAACCUUUAAUAUUUGCAUUAAAACACUUGAUUCUUCAUUAGGCUUAAACUAUUUAAAAAAUGGGAGACUUUUUGUGCUUAGAAUGGCUGCCUAUUAAACAGAAAUUUUGGUCAGAAUGUAGUUGCCUCUUUUUGAAAGAAGCCGGUCUAUGAGGACAAACUGGCUUGUUAUCGAUUGUGCGUGUUCAGUCUUUGUCCAAUGUUUUGUUUGCAAUAAUAGGCAAUAGGAAUGGUUUAAAUUUGCUUCUGGUGAAACUGUGUCAAAAGACAAAUAUGUAGUGGAUAAUUCCAUGAGAAAUCAAAGCAGUAUGUUCUGGAGGCUGUAAAUUGUGGCACAAUCCUGGUUAUAGUGUAACAGAGCCCCAAAUCAGCACACUUAAUGAGGAUUGGAGAACUAGAAAUAACUAGACGUGUGUUGGGGAAGGGCUGUAGCUCAGUGCUUUGCACGCAGAAGGUCCCAGAUUCAAUCCCUAACAUCUCCAGGUAGGGCUGGGUAAGGCCCUUGUCUGAAACCCUGGACAGCAGCUACCAGUCCAUGCAUCCCAGGGUGAGGAACUGAUGGCCCUCCAGAUGUUGUUGGCCUCUAUCUCCCAUCAGUUCCAGCCAGCAUGGCCAAUGGUCAGAGAUGAUGGAGUUGUAGUUCCGCACCAUUUGGAGCGCUAAGGGUUUCCCACCCCUGGUAUAGACAGUACAGCUACAGGACUGAUGGGUCUGACUAGGAAUAAGCCAGCUUGCUGUGUUCCCUAGGAAGUGGAAUAGUGUCAUCCUGGUAUUUCUCUAUAACAAAUGUAAGAGGGUACAUAGCAAAUGAAUUUGGGAGCAGGGGGAUGCUGGCUUUGUUACCUAUGCAAGCUUUCUAUUCAGCUCUUCUAAAACUAAAGAAGUGUGUACACCUAUAUUAAUACUCUCAAAUAAAACUUUUUUUAAAAAA